Molecule: messenger RNA, 564 nt
Organism: Strongyloides ratti
Lineage: Eukaryota; Metazoa; Nematoda; Chromadorea; Rhabditida; Strongyloididae
Exons: 3
Coding region: 1-564 (187 amino acids)
Source: RefSeq, a predicted model, not a curated record
AUGUUUUAUGGUAAUUAUGGUGGAUAUGGGGGUGGAAUGUAUGGAGGUGGAGGUUGUUCUUAUGGAUAUGGUUAUGGAUGUGGAUUAUUUGAUUGGGAUGUUUCAUAUUGGAUAUAUAUAAUAACAGGAUUAAUAAUAUUUUUUUUAAUAAUAUGUUUAUUAUGUUCACCAUGUCUUUGUACAGCAUUUGCUGCAUGUUUAGCUGGAAUGGGACUUAAUACAAAAAAAGGAAGUAAAAAUAAAAAUCAACCUAUUCAACAGGUACCACCACAACCACCAACAAUAAUAACAACACAUCCUAUAGUUACUACCAAUCCAACUCAACCUGGUAUAAUAACUCACCAACCAGCACCUUUAGAACAAAAAAAUAUUACAAUAUAUGAAAAUAGUGAUAAACCAAUACCAAAAGGAAGAAAAAAAAAAGAUUAUGAUAAUGGUCCUGAAAUACUAUCUGAAGAUCGUUAUUAUUCAUUAAAAAGACAAAGAUUACCCAGAACAUCACCAUAUGUUGAUAGAAUUUUGUAUACACAACAAAAUGAAAGAUAUUAUGGUGAUCGACGUUAA